AUGGAUUUGGCCAUUCUGGCUGAUAUAUCACAGAGUCUAAGAACAGAAGAUCUGCACCGACUGCGAGAUGCCAUUCAUGACAUAGUGGAGAGAGUGGGUGUGUCUGAAAGAAGAACUCGCGUCGCUGUUGUCACGUUUGGCGGGAACACCAGGGUCGUAAACAACUUUGCCAACAGCACUUACUAUAACGCAACCUACUUGAAGACACGUGUGACUGAGGCACUGCGUAGUAAAUCGAGACGCGAGGGAACUCGUACAGAUUUGGCUCAACGCCAGGCAGCGACAAAGCUCUUUACUACUGAAGGUGGAGACAGACCCGAUGUCAGAAAUGUGAUGUUAAUCUUUACCGACGGAAAGUUUUACAUCAAGAAAACAUGGGAUAGACGACCUAAUAUUACACUAUUAAACACCACGAGAGAAUUGGAGGUAAUUUGAAUUGAUAUUGUUUUAUCAGUUUUAGAGUCGCUAGAGCAACGUAGCUGGCAACUUGUAUAAAUGCGGAAAAACUUUCUUGUUGCGAUGCAAGAAAUUUCUCCAAUAUAUCUGUAAUAAUCAUUUUAAAGAUUUCCUUCAACAACCCUUCGAUCACAGAACACACUAACUUUGCAUCGAAAGAGAAAGUAAAAAAACUACAGGGUGGUUUUAAUUUUUUUGUGGCUCUGUGUUCCGGCAUAUUUUCAAAUUGGUCAUUCUUGAAAUUCCUGACUCUAGCAGCGCUCCAAAAUAUAGUCUGUUUGCAGAAAUUUCAAUUUAAUUUGCUCUUGUUGCUUCAGCCUUUUUAUAAAUCGUAAUAGGCUGUGUUGUUUCUCCUCUUUCCUCAUUUUUUUUCUCGAUAAGAAAAAAGGUGUGAGAAUCAUUGUGGUUGGAAUUGGGCAAGGUAUGUCAAAAGAGAAGAUGAAGGAAGCGGCUGGUAGCAAAGAAGAGAUUAUACUACACGAUAGUUAUCAGAAAUUGAUUGAGGGACUUCACACGUUGAUCGAUGGAAUAUGCAGUAAGUUAAGGUCAUCAGCUUUGUAUUGCGCAUAUUACAUGCUUAAGUAAGAAUCGAACGAGUCCCUAACCUGGGAAAUGAGUUGUGAAGGGAUGAGAUUUCGAGGCCACUGAACUGACUUCGUUUUAGACUGUCUUAUGAUUAAGGCGGCAGAUUAUAUUCUAUCUUUUUUUUUUUUACACCUGGAAAGCACAUGCUCAUCGCCAUCUUCAAGAAAGCUCCGCCAUCUUUUUGGUGUUAUGGGUAUUACCUCUCCUCUCUAACGUAGGAUCAGUCCUUAGAGGUUGAAGUGCAAACCAUUUAUUGUAGAGAAAUCAGCCUUUGAAGGGAAAGGAUUAUUUGACAUGACAAAAAAUAAAAAAUGCCUGGCUUGCAACCGAUUUUCCGAGUAACUUUCUUGGCCGAACUCAUCACGGAGAGGCUAAUCGCUCAAAACAAAUAUUGAAAACUCCAGUGUUUUUUUUAUCAGUAGACUUUAUGAGAUGCAUGGCUGUGGAAGGGAGGCGAUUUUAUUGUUUUUGUUUUUAUUCAAAUUAAGUUCCAAAAGAUGGGGGCUACUCUAAUUGGUCAGAAUCUGAGUGCAGUGUGACGUGCGGAGGCGGAAUAAAGACUCUUACGAGGACCUGUACCAAUCCCCCACCAAUCAAUGGCGGGAGGGACUGCACCAGACUGGGACCUGCAUCGAAGAAUGUUCCUUGCAAUGAAUAUGCAUGCUCCAGUAAGUCAUUCACUUUCCUUGUAAUUUAUGUCAAGAUAUAGUUGGCCAGUAUUUGUAACGAACAAAACCACUUCCACCUGGUGAGAGACCUCUGUUUUCGUCCUUGUUUUUCCGCAUAGGGGUGGUUAACGGUACUCCUGAAAUUACGACUCUGGAAGCUUUGAUACAGUUGCUUCUCGGUCAGUUCAUGUAACUCGCAACGUGAAAGGAAAUUAUUAACAGUUCUUGGACGAGGUCGACGAGAUAUCGGAUUUGUCAAUGGCAAACAGAUGAAUCAUUUGCCAAGGCUGAAGGCAGAUGGAAAUAAUAAUCGGAACAGGAUACAAGAAAGUAAAUUUACUUAACAUUUCCAAAACUUCACUUUCUUAGUCUCCAAAGGUAACUGAAACCACAGUGUAGCACAGAAAGUUUACUUCGAGAUAUCCAUACCAAAAGGUUCCCAAGCGAACCGUUUAACCCGUAAUAGUGACUAACAUCUAACUUCUCGUUAAAAUAUCACCUCCGAAUCACACAUUUAAGUCGGGAGGAAAAGGAGAUGAUUACCAACCAAAGAAGCUUUUGAUUGUUAAACAAAUUCUCCUUGUCAGCAUCAUGAGAAUUACUUAGGAAACAUUAUUGAAAAAUUCAUACCGAUGUUAAGAUGUAAAGAGAUAACUAAAAUUUCAUGCUAAUGAUAAACUUCUGAAAAUCAUAUUUCUUAAUUCCGGAACGAUGAAACGCAUCUGAAUUUUCGAUCUUCGUAGUCUAAAGGUACUAGAUUUCAGCAAAAAUGCCGAAACAGAAUGCGUCAAAAGAGAUCACAGGUCAAUCAGUCGUAUGAUUCACUUGGUGUUGACUCUGAUAGCAGGGCACGGGGGUUGAAUGUAUGGCGAAAUAAUCGAGAAAUGUUUAGAGAGGGUUCAUGAACGUAUGCUCAUCUUAGCAGUCUAUUGAUAUCAUAAUUAGUUAAAACUUUUUCCAGCGCUCUGAGUACUUUUGACAAGAUUCGCGUAGUGUCUCGACUCCAAGAAUUUGGCAAUUAUGGUGUGGAGGUACUUGCGGUAUAUUUUGUAUUAAAAGAAAUAUUUUCGUCUGUAAUUUAGACUGCAAACGCAUCAUGCUGAGAGAACUGGCACAGAAACAACAAUUACUUAUUUUCCCCGUAUAAAUACGUGAUGAAGUGUUCCUCAUUCAGUUAAGGUGUUGAUAGGAAACUUUCCGGCCAGGCCACGGAGCAUAAGUUUCUAAGCUUUUGAUUCUAACGUCAAUUAACGCAUAAAAAAAAGCCGUCGUGAGAUUGUUGACCAUUUCCUGACAAGUUGCAAGGAGAGUGUAGAAACCUUCAGUUCCGCGAUGUCAAAUUUCAUUUACUCCAUGGUCUUUUUUUUUGGUAUCUUACAGAUCGGAAAUUGUGGUAAGGCUUAUAUCUGAUAUGUUUUCCGUUUGUUUCCUUCCUCAACUAACUUACCUGUUGGGAAGAAGAACAAAUGCAAGCCGUCAACUUUAUUAAAAUAGGCGUGUAAUUUCACUGCUCUGUGUUGGUACAGAGACACCUUGUGCGGGUUUUACAUAUGAAUCCUAGUUUUUUUGUGAUGAAAGCUAGGAUUUAUCAUUUUAGAUUUCUAAGCCGUGCUCUUUAACGACUACACUGUUAAGGGUGUAUUUUGAUGUAUCUUUUUCUACUGCUAUUUUCAUCUUCGAUAUUUCCAGAUCACAUACGUUUUUAGUCGUUAACGAGAACUAAAGUAGAGUCUGGCAGAAAAUAGGCAGAUUUGGAGGACGAAAAAGGCAAAACUCAUGUGGAUUCUUUAAACAAAAUGCAAAGAAAUAUAAAGAAAAUGUCUCCUAUUCACAACAAACGAAAAUAUUUUCAUACGAUUCAACGCAAACGGUUGAUAGACAGACAUCAAAAGCUCCGUUAUUGUUGUUCUUUAAAAUGCAUAGUUAAAACAGCACAUGGAUUGACUUAUUAUUUUUCAUAUCUCCUCAAUAUUUUCUGAGUGAAAAACGCGAGCGGAUUCCAUAAUAACAGUCUCUAAACAUCUCGUCUUUUUUAAGUUUGUCUCUACAAAGAGAAAGAUUUCUGACGGGAAUCUGUAAAAAUAAAAGAAUAUCCAAAAGAAACAUAUUAAACUUGUUACUUGUUCUUGUUGUUCACUUGUUUGAACCGCGAAAGGACUUAGUGUUCUGUUUCUGUACCUUUUCUCCCGACCUUUGACCAUUUUUUUUUAUAUAUGUAUUGUUCAAAGUACAUUUUGACUUUUGUAGUGUUUAUAUUAUCUCUAAGCGGAAAUCCUGCUAUGGCGCCCUAACCUUUCACAACAAGUGAGUUCUGUUGUUUUUCUCUUUAGAUUCUUUAGAUGAGUGUGUAAUACCUAUGGAUUUGGCCAUUCUGGCUGAUAUAUCACAGAGUCUAAGAACAGAAGAUCUGCACCGACUGCGAGAUGCCAUUCAUGACGUAGUGAAGAGAGCGGGUGUGUCUGAAAGAGGAACUCGCGUCGCUGUUGUCACGUUUGGCGGGAACACUAGGGUCGUAAACAACUUUGCCAACAGCACUUACUAUAACGCAACCUACUUGAAGACACGUGUGACUGAGGCACUGCGUAGUAAAUCGAGACGCGAGGGAACUCGUACAGAUUUGGCUCAACGCCAGGCAGCGACAAAGCUCUUUACUACUGAAGGUGGAGACAGACUUGAUGUCAGAAAUGUGAUGUUAAUCUUUACCGACGGAAAGUUUUACAUCAAGAAAACAUGGGAUAGACGACCUAAUAUUACACUAUUAAACACCACGAGAGAAUUGGAGGUAAUUUGAAUUGAUAUUUUUUUUAUCAGUUUUAGAGUCGCUAGAGCAACGUAGCUGGCAACUUGUAUAAAUGCGGAAAAACUUUCUUGUUGCGAUGCAAGAAAUUUCUCCAAUAUAUCUGGCAUUUCCGUAAAUAGUAGUAAUAAUCAUUUUAAGGGUUUCCUUCAACAACGUUUCGAUCACAGAACACACUAACUUUGCAUCGAAAGAGAAAGUAAAAAAACUACAGGGUGGUUUUAAUUUUUUUGUGGCUCUGUGUUCCGGCAUAUUUUCAAAUUGGUCAUUCUUGAAAUUCCUGACUCUGUUUGCAGAAAUUUCAAUUUAAUUUGCUCUUGUUGCUUCAGCCUUUUUAUAAAUCGUAAUAGGCUGUGUUGUUUCUCCUCUUUCCUCAUUUUUUUUUCUCGAUAAGAAAAAAGGUGUGAGAAUCAUUGUGGUUGGAAUUGGGCAAGAUGUGUCAGAAGAGAAGAUGAAAAAAGCGGCUGGUAGCAAAGGAAAGGUUAUAAUACGCAACAGUUAUCAGGAAUUGAUUGAGAAACUUCACGAGUUGAUCGAUGAAAUAUGCAGUAAGUUAAGGUCAUCAGCUUUGUAUUGCGCAUAUUACAUGCUUAAGUAAGAAUCGAACGAGUCCCUAACCUGGGAAAUGAGUUGUGAAGGGAUGAGAUUUCGAGGUCACUGAACUGACUUCGUUUUAGACUUUCUUAUGAUUAAGGCGGCAGAUUAUAUUCUAUCUUUUUUUUUUACACCUGGAAAGCACAUGCUCAUCGCCAUCUUCAAGUAAGCUCCGCCAUCUUCUUGGUGUUAUGGGUAUUACCUCUCCUCUCUAACGAAGGAUCAUUCGUUAGAGGUUGAAGUGCAAGCCAUUUAUUGUAGAGAAAUCAGCCUUUGAAGGGAAAGGAUUAUUUGACAUGACAAAAAAUAAAAAAGGCCUGGCUUGCAACCAUUUUCCGAGUAACUUUCUUGGCCGAACUCAUCACGGAGAGGCUAAUCUCUCAAAACAAAUAUUGAAAACUCCAGUGUUUUUUUUAUCAUUAGAUUUUAUGAGAUGCAUGGCUGUGGAAGGGAGGCGAUUUUAUUGUUUUUGUUUUUAUUCAAAUUAAGUUCCAAAAGAUGGGGGCUACUCUGAUUGGUCAGAAUCUGAGUGCAGUGUGACGUGCGGAGGCGGAAUAAAGACUCUUACGAGGACCUGUACCAAUCCCCCACCAAUUAAUGGCGGGAGGGACUGCACCAGACUGGGACCUGCAUCGAAGAAUGUUCCUUGCAAUGAAUAUGCAUGCUCCAGUAAGUCAUUCACUUUCCUUGUAAUUUAUGUCAAGAUAUAGUUGGCCAGUAUUUGUAACGAACAAAACCACUUCCACCUGGUGAGAGAUUUCUUGCAGUUCGGUAACAUAGAAAACUCAGCAAUUUAAUCAAAGAAGAAACGAACGAACGGACAAGUGGCUAUGGAUGGAUAAGAUCACCAAAAAAAAUGUGCAUGACUGAAUUUAGUUCAAAGUUAGACAUUUUAUAUUUAAACGGUACCCAGUCAGUGACCUACCCUGAAACAUGGAAUCUUGUGAGGAUUAUGUUUUGCGGAUUACCUUUCUAUUUUGGCCACAAAUAAUUUUUGAGGUUUAAAGUUUAUGAAAUUUCAGCCAGGACUUUAUUUUGAGGGUCUUUUUUCGAGCAGUGUAACACUGAAAAGAAAAUUUUCUUCCGGCUUGUCGAGUUCAUCAGUGAAGAGCUGGUCGGGUUAAUGAUUCGUAUAUCGAUGUCAGUUAGAGUGCUAGUUGAACUCUUUUUUCCCAGAAGAGAUUAACACCAAACUUCUCCCUAUAUUAUUCCUACAUUGUCCAGCAAACAGGUGAUGAGAAUACCCAAACUUAUCAGAUAGAUUUUUGUUAUCCUCGUCUAACACCAAAUUCUCAUAACUAAUUUACAAGGAAAUCUGUAACAGCUAGAAGAGAGAAUUGACAAUAAGAUAUUAAGAGUUGAAGGGUUCAUGGAAGCGAAAAGUGAUACAUGCAGAGUUUUUCAUUUGGUGUUUCGCAUUUGCGGUAUAUUGCCGUGCAGAUUUCUUUUUUCUUCAGGAAAUUACCUUUUCAGAUAAAGGUCUAUUGGAAAAUCCACAAAGAUUAAAUGCCUCAAAAUUUUUACGCCGCUCCGUAGCUCUUGAAAGGGCUUUUUAUGAUUGCACGAAAAAGGUAGAUCUAUCCUGGGUGCUAUGUUGAAAGGUGCGUUAGCCAAGCACUUACAAAAGAUAGUUUACACUGAUCUUUUUGUUGGGUAAUCUAGUAUGCCCCAUGGAUGUGGCGUUUAUCAUGGACUCUUCUGGAAGCAUAAAGCGAGCGGAAUUCUACGAGGAAAGACUCCUCGUCAAGAAGCUGGUGGAGCAGGUGACAGCAACUGGUAACCGGGAAGCUCUGAUUUUGUUCGGUUCAUCAGCGAGUGUAAAAGCUCAACUUGGACAGUACGAUACCGCUGAAAAGUACAUAGAAGUUGUACAAAAACUACGAAAGAAAAAUGGAAGAACUCGAAUCGACAGGGCUCUAAAUGUGGCUGUUGAUGAGGUGUUCUCUUCUGCGAGACCCUAUGCAUAUAAGAUUGUCGUCGUUCUAAGUGAUGGCGUACAAUCCAGAGGAGCUAAAAGCUUGAGGGAGAGUUCCAGACCCCUUCGACAGGCGAACGUUCGUGUAUUAGCGGUGGGGAUUGGAACUGGUAUGGCGAAAAAUAGAUUGAGGCUAAUGACAGGACGUGAUAACGAUGUUGUGGAUGUGAAAGAUAUUGAAGGAUAUCUGCAGGGUAUAAUGACCGAAAUUUAUCGAAAGCCUUGCGUGCGUAAGUAUCAACUUGUGAAGUUUUUACAAAGGAGGAGAAUAAGGUCUGAAAAUUAAUUCCCCAUACCGGUCUUCUUUCGAAGCUUCUCCCUCAUCUCAUCAUCCUUCACCAAAACUGAUUUUUCUUUCAGAGCAUCACAUAAAACGAUAAUAUCGUGUUUGACUUUUAAUUGUUGUUUUUUUUUCUGUCUUUGUUUCUUUUAGCUCCAAUAGCAGCUGGAAACAUCUGGGGUAUAAGUCACUCUUUCGUCGUUGUUGUUAUUUCUCUGCCAUAAGUCAUGCAGCACUCUUGUACCCAGAGAUACAAGUCACUCUUUCGUCAUUGUUGUUAUUCUCCGCCAUUAAUAAUGCAGCACUCUUGUACCCAGAGGUACAAGUCACUCUUUCGUCAUCAACCAGUCUACGUAAUUAGUCAUGCAGCACUUCAUCUAUGUCGGGCAUAUUGCGUCUUUGGGACUUGCUAGGUUCUAAUCCCAAAAAAUGCCGGUAGAGUACUACAACAAUCAGCUGAUUCUCUGAUAACAUUCCCGCUUACACGUUACUCCUUAAGAUUGCGCAGUAUAUUUGUAAAUAUACUCGUUCGGUUUAUUUUUUCCAAUGUGUUAUUUUCAGAAUGUGUGGACCAUCCUCUCUACACAAGCUUUUGUGAAAGGAAAGCAACAGAGCACAUGUGUUGGGAACAUGCAGAUU
Messenger RNA from Pocillopora meandrina, 7994 nucleotides. NCBI's taxonomy places the organism in Eukaryota, Metazoa, Cnidaria, Anthozoa, Scleractinia, Pocilloporidae. The record is from the annotation of a GenBank genome assembly.